Molecule: messenger RNA, 850 nt
Organism: Suillus subalutaceus
Lineage: Eukaryota; Fungi; Basidiomycota; Agaricomycetes; Boletales; Suillaceae
Exons: 9
Coding region: 1-627 (208 amino acids)
Source: RefSeq, a predicted model, not a curated record
AUGAGAGAUAUACACUACCAAAUAAUUCCCACGGCAGAGGGGUCAACGUUAACAACCAAGAUUAGGGGUGUCGAUGCGCGCUACUUGGCAACACAUGUCCAGAAAUCAAUGCAUUCAGCGAGUACACCGAAACGAUUCAGCGCCAGCUCGUACAAUAUAUGCAACCUCGAGCUACAAUAUUACGAUCGUGCCGCACAGGUCUGGGUCUCAUCGAUGGAAAGCUUAGCUUUCAGCAUCAGCGACAGUAUAUGUACUGAUUAUGGGAACUCAGUCUUUUUGCAGCUCGUGCAUAAAUCCACCAAGUCACCUAAUUGGCAUCUUGGCCUCAACAACAAAAUCCUCAUGGUUGAAGAUCCAGAUGGCCUUUUUCAGCUUGGAGUGUUCCGACGCGAUCUCCCCUUGGGUCUUGAGUCUUGUUACGAGAUUAUCAAGAACCAUUACCCGCCGUUGAAUUUGCUCAUCGCAAACUUCAAGUACACGGGUAGUGACUUUGAGAAAAACAUGAAAGCUAUUGGGGACGAGGAGGAGACGCAGAGGUGGUGGAAGCUCACAGAUGGUAUGCAGGAGAUCUUUAAUGACGAUUGGGGAUUCUUUGCAUCCUUGAAUAAUUUGGCAUAUAGGGCGUAGAAGAAGUCUUCCGUUUCGAGGGAGGUUCUUCAGCAUGAUGUGUUGACAACUAUCGUUGAUGAGAUUGACUACCUCUUCGGGCUGUCGACUAGUUGGAAGGUAGUGGUGCGAAUAUUGAAAAGGUAGAGAAUAAGGUAAAUUCGCCCAAGGCAAGGAUGUGACUGAUUACAUUGCUCAAACUCGAUGUGAAACUUAACUUCAAGACAUGGCAGAAUUCAUCGGC